Molecule: messenger RNA, 2700 nt
Organism: Thrips palmi
Lineage: Eukaryota; Metazoa; Arthropoda; Insecta; Thysanoptera; Thripidae
Exons: 8
Coding region: 182-2410 (742 amino acids)
Source: RefSeq, a predicted model, not a curated record
CCCCGCCGAGCGACAAGUCGGUGCACGUCGUUCGCUGUUGCUGGGCUGCGUCUGCGUCCUGCCUCCUUGGUCCUGCGUGCUCUGGCGUCUCCUCCACCUGUUUCCAUGCGAAACUGAAAUCCUGCGAGGAUUCCGCAGACGACUUGGACUCUCUGUGAGGUGUGGCGUUCUCUCUGCCGCCAUGCCGUACUUCAGUUUGAGGGACCGCGUGGACACGGAUUCCGAGUCUUCUGACGACAGUUUUACUUUCGGACUUGUGAGCCCCAGGGCGGGGCAGCGGGCUUCGUCCAAGCUGUCCAGUAUCGGUUUCAGCAGCCGACAAGAUGACUAUUUUGGAAGUAUUCCAAAACGGCAGGCAUUUCCCAGAGAGGGACAGCAACAGCAGACCUCAUCAUCAAAGGUGCCCAGUGUCAGCAGUCGUGAAGACUAUUUCUUUGCUGGAAGGGACUGUUUCAGCUCGAAGCCAGCUCCUGCCCCUGUGGUCAAAGCCCCCAAGGCUAUACUGCCCAAACCUACUCCGAUGGGGACUGCUUCUGAUUCUGUAGCCAAGGCUCCUAAAUCCAUCCUGCCUAAAGCUUCGCCCUUGCAUGAGAGAGGAAAUUUUCCUGUGUCCAAAACACCACAAAGAAUCGUGUCCAAAUCCCCUUUGGCAGGGGCGAUCUCAGUUUCCGAGUCGAAGACUCCCAAAUCUUCUCCCUUGCUACAGACUGGUUCUGUGUCUUUACUGAAGAAGCCUAAUUCUGGUUUUCCCAAAUCAUCCUCUGUUGUGAAGACUCCCAAAACUGCUGUUUCUCUUUUGGUGCCUAGCUUUCCUAAGCCAACUCCCAAAACAAGUGCGUCAGAGUUUUUGGAUACUCAGAGUUCUAGCAGUGGCCUUGGCAGCCACUUGGGGAUCCUGGAUUCUGAGUGUCAAAGUGAGCCUGACUCCCCCAUUGAAAAGGAAGAUUUUCACUUUGAAGAAGCAGAUGUGGAAGUGAAGCCAAAAACCACUGUUUUACCAGACUGGCAUGGGCUUCUCUUCGGAGGAGUGGAGAAACAUUGUGAUGAAAUUUUGACUUAUCCAGAAGUUGACACAAGCUUUGAAGAUUGCAAGCUUGCUGAGGAUGUAGCAUUAAAUUUUGUUGCAAACUACAAUGUGCCAAUCUUUGACUGUAUGAGGGACUUCAACAACGUAAAUACAGUUUCUCAUGCUGUGAAAAAAAUCCCUAAGAAGUUCAAAAGCCGUAAAGAGCAAUUGAUGGCUCUACUUUUGAUGUUGGACUAUCUUUCAUGUUGCUGCCAAGAAGGAAAUCUCCUGACCCUCUAUGAAAAGUGUAAGCAGAAGAACAAAAUAUAUCACAUAGAAAGCCUUGACCAGAGCAUUCGAUUGCUGCUUGACCGAUUGCACAGUGACCGCUUGAGACUGGACCAACUUCGUGUUGUUGAUAAAUUUGUGAAAACAUGUAUCGAACGAAUUCCUAAGUCUUUGAAGAUCCCAUACUUCUCUGUACCUGUUGCUUUGAAGCGGAAACUAAAAGUAUUUGAAAUGGAAGAAAAGAAUCGAAAGGAAAAUUCAGUCUAUAAUUUCUCUGAGCAGCCCAAGAAGAACAGUCCAAAGAAGUCCAAGCCCUCUCCUGGCAAGGUGUCUUCUAAGAAAUGGAAGCCCUCCCCUGCCAAGAUGACCUUUGACAACUGGGAGCUCUCCCCUGUCAAGUCAACUUCUAACAAAUGGGAGCCCUCACCUGUCAAGAAGAAUUCCAACAAGUGGGAGCCGUCGCCUGUCAAGGCAACCUCGAAGAAAUGGGUGCUUGAAGAGAUGGACUACAAUGAUCUUUUAAGGACUCCCACUAAGUCAGGACAGUCGACAUCUGUGAAGUCCCCUCUGGCUUCCACCCCUCGAUCACCGUGGUCUGUGUCUGUUCCAACAACAUCCAGCAGUGGCUCUGUCAAAAGAGAUUUUUUUUCUGCUAGCCCCAAGGAUGAGAGAAAGGGUUCCAGCAGUACCUCCACAGCACGGAAAAGUGACCCAAGCAAAAUCACUCAUUGGCUGUUCCAGAAGAACACAACCCCUAGAACGAAUACUGGAGUGACUUCGCUCAUCUCUAAGCAAAGAGAGAUCAGUAAAGAAGUCUCUAAGCCCAACCUGAGCAAAAAGGAAUGUGCCAAAGUUGUACUGGAAGCAGAUGACUAUUUAUCUGAUGAUUCCUUACCUGACAUUCCCAACAUAGUUGUUCCUAAGCAAGAAUCUUCAUCGUACACUACCUGGAGAAGGAAGGUGUUGGGGCAAACGUCAGCUGAAGUCCAUUCUUCUGACAGUGAUCUGAACUCAAGUGAGGUCAAACAGAGUUUAACCGCAACUAGGAAGUCUCCAUUCAAGGCCAACAAAAAUACCUGGAAGUCUCAGUUUGGAUCCCCCUCCAAGAAUUUCUAGAAAGCGGCUCUGAGUCUCCAUCAGAACCAAAGUAAUGGCUGUUCUCCAUUGAACAGCUAAUUUGAUGAAUGAAGUAUGUUUAUUUUAUGAAACCUUUUACAUUGUAUUUUGAACUUUGUUGUUAAUGUUUUAGUCUGUAUCCAGGGAAAGCCAUUCCCUUAUGAUUUUGUAUUUCCAGUCACAUGAUACAUUUUUCUAAUGCCAAAUCAUGAGUGUUUGCUCUCUUUUUCUAUGAAACUUGUAACUUGGGCUCUGUAACUAUUUUGAUAAAUAAACUGUAACAGAAAUAA